Molecule: messenger RNA, 1242 nt
Organism: Lentinula edodes (shiitake mushroom)
Lineage: Eukaryota; Fungi; Basidiomycota; Agaricomycetes; Agaricales; Omphalotaceae
Exons: 5
Coding region: 1-1242 (413 amino acids)
Molecular function (GO): protein binding
Source: RefSeq, a predicted model, not a curated record
AUGAUUACUCCUGGAAUUCUUGGCCUAAACACUCUCGACGCUCGACACCAGCAUUUAUUGACACUUGACUCUCACAAGAACUAUUACAACCUUCCCUGUGGACUUCCUGCGGAGCUCUGGAAUAUUAUUUUGGAUCACUUGUACGACGAUAGAGAUACCCUCCUGUCAUGUCUUCUUACAUGCCGUGCAUGGGGUGACUUUUGUCGAUAUCACAUCUACGAGAUAUUCACCUGGAGCGCCAUAGACAAAUUCGAUGAAAAUGGCCGCUCAGAGUUCCACCCUUUUCCUCAUUAUGUUCGACAUCUGGCCAUCAGCGGGGGUUUCCUCGAUGACGACGUCGGAAGCUCGGACACUGAGUGGUUAUUGCCGCUGGCUCGGCGACUAGAUCAAUUUGUGUCCGUCGUACACUUAGAGGUCGAUUCAAUUGACUGGGAUGAAGUAUUUGGAUCCCCCGCCUGGGACACGUUCAUCUCCGCCACUGCUUUCCUCUCCAACAUAAAAAGUCUAGAUUUCAGCAAUAUUCCUCUGCAACCGUUCCAGCACAUUCUUGACAGCAUUUGUCUGUUCCCCUCCUUAGAAAAACUUGACUAUUUACCGUCACAUGUUGAUUUUGACGAAGAGAUCCUCGAUUUCCAGUGUUAUAUCCCUUCAAGCUCCUGGCAUGCAUUUUCCACAGAACACAGUCCAUUACAAUUGCCCACAGUUGGCUUUUGGACCUGGCUUUCCGCUAUUGCAUUUGCGUCCCUUCAAACAAUUCGCUUGGAUAGCGUACCUACGUCGGAUCUUCUAUCCUUGUCCCAUUACUUGCGUCUCCUUGGAGCGUCCUUGAAGGACUUUCGUAUCCGGUUCAUAACACCGCAUGAUAUUUAUGAAUUCGCCCAAUCGAACGCACUAACCAACAGUCAUGGUCUAAAACGACUAGAACUGGUCGGAAUCAUUCGUCAGUAUUCUGAUGACCGGUACUGGGUUGGGGAGGAAUCGUUAUACCUCCUCAACGUGUUGCCUGGUACCUCACUUUCUGGCCUUGACCUUGUUUUGGAUGGAACAUCUCGUCGAAUAGCGGAUUCCGUACCAUCUCGUUUGUGUGUUUUAGACAAACUUCUUGCAACAUCGGAAAGGUUUCCGGCGUUGAAGGACGUGCAUUUGAGGAGGAAGGGAUUAGUCACGGUAUCUACUUCAAUGUUUGAUGUUUCCUUGUUAGCGAUAGUCAAAGAUGUGGUCGUUCAUCAGAUAAAUCAGUAA